This is a messenger RNA of Akanthomyces muscarius, 762 nucleotides long. RefSeq lists its product as uncharacterized. Gene Ontology annotation, molecular function: methylthioribulose 1-phosphate dehydratase activity; metal ion binding. The coding region runs from base 1 to 762 and encodes 253 amino acids. The record is from RefSeq and is a predicted model, not a curated record. NCBI's taxonomy places the organism in Eukaryota, Fungi, Ascomycota, Sordariomycetes, Hypocreales, Cordycipitaceae. Gene Ontology annotation, cellular component: cytoplasm. The transcript is spliced from 3 exons.
AUGGCCGCCAACGAGGCAGACAAGCUCAUCACCUCGGAUGACCACGAGCACCCCGCCAACCUCAUCCCCUCACUCUGCGCCAAGUUCUGGACGCUGGGCUGGGUCACCGGCACGGGCGGCGGCUGCUCCAUCCGUGAUGACGACCUCGUCUACAUUGCCCCCUCGGGCGUGCAAAAGGAGCUCAUGAAGAACACCGACAUCUACGUGCUCUCCCUCUCCGCGCAAAACGCCACCUUUACCGACCGGACGUACCUCCGCGCGCCGCCCUGCCACAAGCCCAGCCAGUGCACGCCGCUCUUCCUCGCGGCGUUUACGCGCCGCGGCGCCGGCUGCUGCAUCCACACGCACUCCCAGUGGGCCGUGCUCGUCACGCUCCUCCUCGAGCAGGCUGCUGCCACCCAUGGCGGAGGCAACCCAAAGGUGUUUGAGAUCAACAACAUUGAGCAGAUCAAGGGCUUCCGGCGCGGGUGGAAGAAGACGGGCAACCUGGGGUACCACGACACGCUCAGGAUCCCCGUCAUCGAGAACACCCCGCACGAGGAGGACCUGACCGAGUACCUCGAGGCCGCCAUGGAGGAGUACCCGGACACGUACGCGGUGCUGGUGCGGAGGCAUGGCGUGUACGUCUGGGGGGACGACGUGCACAAGGCCAAGACGCAGUGCGAGAGUCUGGACUAUCUCUUUCAGCUGGCCGUCGAGAUGAAGAAGCUCGGCAUUCCUUGGAUCAGCGAUAUCCCUCGCGUCGCACCCGACAGGGCGUAA